Molecule: messenger RNA, 3228 nt
Organism: Schistosoma intercalatum
Lineage: Eukaryota; Metazoa; Platyhelminthes; Trematoda; Strigeidida; Schistosomatidae
Source: the annotation of a GenBank genome assembly
UCAAUACAAACUGUUUAUCAUUAUUACCUUGAUAGAACAAUUUCAUAGUUUAAUUAUCAUAAAUAUCAACAAACAGUGGAUGAUUAGUUUUAGUCAUAUUCAAUAAUGUCUAUUCAUAAAGUACAGGACUAAUACAUCUUCUUAUUUAAUACUCGUCGUUUGGAUGUAAUUGUAUUCCAGUUUUGGUAUUUAUAACAGAAGUUGAUCUCAGUACUUAUCGCUGAGCUAUUAAAUCGAGUUCCAAGUAGGAUAAAACUCAUAUGUUACAUUCAAUUAAUAAGCACUAUCUAGCUCUAGUAAAAUACUUGUGAAUGUUUCAGAAAUUCUAGUCAAUCUGCUCAGGAUAUGCAUAUGUUAUUAGAGACUAGUCGAUUCCUAACAGUAUAAAAUACAUUUUCUUGACGGUAUUGUCUCUGAAUAACUAUGUGAAACACAACAAUUUAAUACCAACUAGCAUUUAGUAAAUCCUACAUUUCUGUCUACUUGCGUUUGUCAUAUAAUUAUUAGCAUAGCAGUACUGAAUAUUGAAUUACUGUUUGAAUAUUUCGCUGUAUAAACGUAUUUGUCAAAUCAAAUUAGCCUUCAAAGAAGAAAAACAAUUACAAUCACUGUUACAAAACAACAAUCAAAGUGCUGAACGGCUAUAUCUAGAGUUUUUUCAGUUAUCUUUUGGGAUACAGUAUGGUACAUUGAAUAAUAUUCACUGACCACAAUGGUGAGGACUAUUAACGCUUUAUUAACUUAGCUACUGUGUCCAGAUAGCCACCAAAUUGUUCAACAGUGAAUCUAUGACAGCCAGUUUACUUUUCAUGUUUGCUAUAACACAGUGUAUAUUUGGAUUUGUAUUACCGAUAUGUGAUUCAUUUGGUAUGAAAGGAUCUAAACUUUAUUAUGAAGCAGAUCAUAAGUAUUAUUUGGAAAUAUUUCUAAUUUCUCAAUAUUGUGGAGCGUUACUUGUAUUAGCUUAUUUACAAUAUUUAAUUUAUAGUGGAACUAAAAAACAGUUAAAACAAGCCCUUAUUCAUGAAAUUUAUAAAUCUAAAACUGGUCGUCAAUUAGUUGAUGAUAAACAUAUGAUAAUUAAUGAACAUCAUGAAUUAAGUGAACCAAAUAUAUUGAUAAAAUCAGAUUAUACAAAUAAUUCCUCACCAGUUAGUCCAAUUGAUAAACCAUCUGAUAUUGAAUCAACAACAAGUGAACGACAACUGACACGAUUAAUUCAUCUUUACAAUGAUAAUAAAAAUAAUCAAGAGAAACCUUAUAUAUCAAUACAUCCGGAAGGAAUGAAUUUAUAUAUGCGACUUGGAGCAGUUGGUUUCGGUUUAGGAGUAAUGAUUCAUGAUGGUUUCAAUUUGUCUUCAGUAUGGGAAGUCAGUGAUUCAGUAUGUCACAGUAAACUUUGGAUACCAAAACAUAUAAUAAGAAUAGUUUGGGUACUUUGGCAAACAUAUUUUGUGUUCAAAUAUCAUAGAGUUAUAUUACACCGUCAUCGAGUAACAGUACGUUUGUCUUGUAUACAUUUGGCUACAAUAAAUUUUUGUCAUUGGCUUAAAGUUGUAGUUAGUGAAGUGGCGUUAAGUUUAAAAACACCAGUUUCUCAUUCAUCAACAGUUCAUUCACAUCAUAUUUCAAAUCUUGUCAUUGAAAAGCAUAAUAUGACUGAUAUUUCAUUGAAUCCUUACAAUGGAAAUUAUACUCAAAAUAGUCACUAUACUAAAAGUGAUACAUUGGCCGGAACAAUAAAUCAACAUAACAAUAGUAAUAUCUCUAAACUAUGCCUUGGUUAUUUGGGUGUAACACUUGAUCCAUUUUUAUUUCCAUUAGCUAUUGAAUAUAGUUUAAUAACUGGAUCAUUCUUUUAUAAAAUGUUACAACGUUUAGAUCAAACAUUUCCAAAAUCAUUUAAUCGUACAUCAAAUGGUAGUGAUUGUCUUGCAUUGAAUUCAUCAAGUUUAUUUAGUCCAUCACCAACAUCAAUCUCUAAUAGUAUAAAUAAAAGUGAAUUUGAUAAAUUCUUUGAUGAUGAUAUCUCAGAACAACAACAACAACAACAACAAUAUCAUCCAGAAUGUACAAAACACAUGUCAUAUAGACCAGUAAUGGGAUGUAAAGUAUUUCUUCCAUUAUUGAAAAAGAAUAAAUUACCAAUAUUAAGUGAAAAUUACACAGCACCUAUAGUUGAAGACAAUAAAGAAAUAUCUGAUGAUAAUAAUAAUAAUGAUAAUGACUAUGAAAAAUCAUUAAAAUUCAAUACAGAACAUCAAUGUCAUCGUUCACAUACUGGUUUAUUUUUAGGUAUAAUGUUAUUAAUAGGUAGUAUUGUAUGUAUGGUAUUAUUUAUAAUACGUGGACGUAAUGGUUAUAAACAAUUUGCUGCAUAUAUUUAUCAAAAAUCUAAAUUAACUUUAUCAACAAUUAGUUUAUUAGCAUGUAUUAUAGCAAUAAAACAAACGAAUCAAUUAAAAUUUCAUCGUUUAAAACAUGGUGAAAAUUUUGAAUAUAAUUUAUUAACUAUUGGUUUAAUUGGUUGUAUUAUAUAUCAUAUGUUCUUAUUUAUACCAGCCUUAGAAACAAUCAUUCAUAUAAUGAUCAUUCAUUCAAAUGAUGAUAUUAAAGAUUAUUAUAUUUUAUAUUUAACAAAUGAUCAUAUAAAAUAUACAGCUAUAUUAUAUAUUAUUAAAUGUACAUUAGAAAUAUGUCAAGCAUUAAUACAAUUUUUUUUUAUUGUUGAAACAUCAAGACGUAAAGUAUGUUGUAUAAAUCAAUCAAGAAUAAAACCAGGACGUUCAAUUAUUGUCUUUUUAUUAAUAUGUAAUUUAGCAUUAUGGUUAAUUAAUACAUUUGAAGUAAGAAGUGCUGAAACACAAUUACCAUUAUAUAGACAAUAUUUUGGUGUACGUACAUGGUCUGUUAUAACCUAUUGUUUUAUACCAUUAAUUAUAUUUUUUCGUUUUCAUUCAACUGUAUGCUUAGCUGAAUUAUGGACAAAAUUAUAUACAUUAAGGUGAAUUGAUUACUUUCUCUCUCUCUCUCUCUCUCUCUCUUUAUCUCUAUCUGUCCAACUCCCUUACACACACACACACACACACACAGAGUUCAGUUUGUUUGAUUCAAUUAAAAAAAUGUAAUUGUUUGUGUUCACAUGUAUCUAGAAAUGUAAUUAGGAUACAUUUUAUGAAUGAUAUAUAUAUAUAUAAAUGAAAAUAAAACAUCGUUAUCCUUUGUUCA